Molecule: messenger RNA, 1775 nt
Organism: Drosophila elegans
Lineage: Eukaryota; Metazoa; Arthropoda; Insecta; Diptera; Drosophilidae
Product: phenoloxidase-activating factor 2
Exons: 6
Coding region: 522-1736 (404 amino acids)
Biological process (GO): proteolysis
Molecular function (GO): serine-type endopeptidase activity
Source: RefSeq, a predicted model, not a curated record
UCAUUAAACAAAUUCUAGUGCCAAGUUGCUAACAGUUUUCCGGGGCGCAAUGUGAAAUGUGACUGGGGAAAGUGUCAAACAUGAAUCAGCCCCAAAUUGCGUCUUUUGGUAAAAUGGUAACAAAAAAUUUGAGAAGGCAUACAUAUAAAAAGGUUUUGUAAAAUGCAUUAUGACUACUGAAGAAAACUUAACCCAAAACUUUCAAGAGGUUUCUCUUUCUUCAGUAAAUUUUAAUAUUAACAAUAAAAUGCAACAAUGCUUAAGCUUUAGAGAGAUAUGUAUUUUUCUGUACUUUUUUCUUCAGGAAAAAAAGAGUAAGUGCACUUCGUGGUGUUGCAAUACAUUUACCCCCUAAUUUGAUUUUUAUGAUUGCUUUUUUUGUGACUCUAUGCAUCGCGGAAAAUCCCUGAACGGAGGAGGCCAUUCGUCAGGCAAUUUAUUGGGAGGAGUGAUGGCUUGUGAGCUCACAUCGCUAUAAAGCCCCUCAGAGCUUCGCCGACUCACUUUAGUUGUCAUCGGCUAUGUCUCCGUUCGGUCGGAUGUGGUGGCUGCCACUGCUGCAGUGGCUGACCAUGGGAAUAGGAUCGGGAGCGCACGCCUGGAGCUUUGGACCAGCACAACCGGAUGCCGGCCAGGAUACCGGACCCCAACCCAGCGAUGUGGGCAGCACCGCGAACCACACGAUACUCACCAGGCAGCUGAUUGUGGGUACCUUACUGCCACCGCAAGUACCGCAGGGCACGUGGCCACCAGUGCCCUCCAUUGUGAAUCCCGGCACCACUAGCUAUUGCCAGUGCGUUCCGCCAGGAUCCUGUGCCAAUCCGGUGCCCACUGCACCCAGCGAUGGCAGUGGUCAGCUGGACAUCAGAAUUGUCAAUACUGGAGGAUAUCCCUCAAUUCCGAGCACAUCUGCCACGUUGACCUGCAGCUAUGGCUUGGUGGCCUGCUGUCAGGCGGGAAGCUAUCAGUGUGGCCGAAGGUUUCCACCUCCGCCCGGGGCCUCCGCCGCAGGAGCUGGCCAAGCCAGUUUUGGGGCAUAUCCUUGGCAGGCGGCACUACUAACCACCGCUGAUGUUUACCUGGGUGGCGGAGCACUGAUCACCGCUCAACAUGUCCUUACCGCCGCCCAUAAAGUCUACAAUUUAGCGCUCACCUCAUUUAAGGUGAGACUGGGUGAAUGGGAUGCCAGCAGUACUAGUGAACCGAUUCCCGCCCAGGACGUGUAUGUCUCCAAUGUGUACGUGAAUCCCUCGUUCAAUCCCAACAACCUGCAGAACGAUGUGGCCAUCCUGAAGCUGUCCACUCCGGUUUCGCUGACCAGCAAAUCCACGGUGGGCACUGUUUGCCUGCCCACCACCAGUUUUGUGGGUCAGCGCUGCUGGGUGGCCGGGUGGGGCAAGAACGACUUUGGACCCACUGGCGCCUACCAGGCCAUUCAGCGGCAGGUGGACGUGCCACUGAUACCCAAUGCCAACUGCCAGGCGGCGCUGCAGGCCACUCGGCUGGGCGCCUCCUUCGUCCUCAGUCCCACCAGUUUCGUCUGUGCCGGCGGCGAGGCUGGCAAGGAUGCCUGCACCGGCGAUGGGGGCUCGCCGCUGGUCUGCACCAGCAACGGGGUCUGGUAUGUGGUGGGUUUGGUGGCCUGGGGCAUCGGAUGCGCCCAGUCUGGAGUUCCGGGGGUCUACGUCAACGUGGGCACAUAUCUGCCCUGGAUUCAGACCACUCUGACGCUGUAAAUCCCAGUAGUUGUUACCAAUAAAUCGUAUUAUAUUUUA